GUGAUGGUAAGGGCUUCUAUUCUUUGUGAUGAAGAGGCCGUACCGCCCCAGUCCAUCGGGGAAUCGGAUGAUCCAAAGACGGUCAGCCUCAGUCUGGGAAGGGAGUGCGUUGGCGGAGUGAUCCAUUUCAUCAGUGCGGAAAUUUACAUGCAAGGGCCAUUGUUCCCCCGUCGUCGUCUUAUAACCCGCAUCCAGGCGUGACAUGUCCGUCAAUGCCAGGGAACCUCGCAUCCUCGUGUCUGGUGCCGUUGGUAUCGGCAUGAAGGAAAAUAUCAACCUGCCUAUCUCCAAUUCUAUCCAGCUUGUUGAUGAUGAAGGUGUCUCAACCGACGCCAUAGGAUCCCAUAUCAAUGUUAUUAUUACCCAUGAAGAUAAUAAACGGAUCCUGGGAAAGAUUGACCGAACAAUUCUUCCUGUUCUCUGCUGGAUUUUUCUCUUGCAAGUACUCGACAAAUCGGUUCUUGGCUAUUCUGUGGUGUUUGGUCUCGCAAAUGACACCCACCUCCGUGGCGACCAGGUCUCUUCCCUUAGUUCCAUUGGCUAUAUUGCACAGCUCAUUGCGCAGCCGCUUGCCGUAUUUCUUGCAGUUAAAAUUCCCUGUCGUGUCCUUGUGCCAACCCUUGUAUUCUGCUGGGGCGCCACGCUUACUGGAAUGGCAACGGCGAAAAACUAUGCUGGCCUGAUGACAUCAAGAUUUCUAUUGGGACUCUUCGAGGCACCAUGCUUGUCACUUUUUACAAUUGUAGUGUCAAAUUGGUAUAGGAGGGCGGAACAACCUCUCAGGAUUGCAGCAUUUUAUUCGAUGACUGGGUUUUCGACAGUGCUCGGAAGCGCUCUGGUAUACGGUCUCGGGCACAUACAAAACAAGCUCCAUGCUUACCAGAUCAUCUUUCUAUCCUUUGGAGCUAUCACCGUUGCCAGCACCCCGAUGAUAUACUGGCGACUCGACAACACCGUCUCGGUCGCUCGUUUUCUUACUCCCGAGGAUCGACUCAGAGCUAUUGAGCGUCUCCGAGCGAACCAGUCCUCGUGGGUUUUGCACAAUAUAACCCCCGAGUUUAAGCUGUCCCAUGUGUGGGAAUGUGUGAUGGAACCAAAGACCUACCUAUUUGCCGGAAUGACACUGCUACUGAAUCUUGGUUCAAGUGUGCCGAAUGCAUUCGGACCGCUUAUCCUAGCUGAGCUUGGAUUAAGCCCACACACUAUUUCACUGGUCAAUAUCCCUUUUGGCAUUAUUCAAGCAUCGGUCAUCCUGUUUUUCUCUUGGGCCGCGUCCAGAUUCAAAUAUAAGGGAUUUAUGCUUGUCAUACUUCUGUUGCCUGUCGUGGCGGGGUGUGCAAUGCUCUAUGCGAUUGGACAAGGCCACUUGGCCCGAGGUCUUCAUGUAUUCUCAUAUUGCCUGCUCGCCUUUCUUCUUGGUGGUAACGCUCUCAUUCUGAGCUUGAUAGCGGGGAACACGGCUGGUCGGACAAAGAAGGCGACGGUGCUUUCCUUUUAUCAAGUCUCUUAUGCGUCGGGUAGCCUCAUUGGUCCGCUUCUCUUUAAGUCUGUGGACAGGCCCACCGUGCAUCUGUGCGUCAACUUUGCUUUCCUUAAUCUGUUGAAACAGCGCCUAUGCACCUCAAACGGGAAACUUGCCAAGAUCCUAGAUCCCAUGAUGACAACUCAACUUGGGAGUUCUGGCGAGGACCCAGUGAUUGCUUUAGAGAGCAACAGGAAUGGGGUGAUGCAACUGGGCAAGAAGGCCUUUCUAGAUUUGACAGAUGGUGAAAACGAUGAAUUCGUAUAUGUGCUUUGA
Cantharellus anzutake is the source of this 1798-nucleotide messenger RNA. RefSeq names its product permease of the major facilitator superfamily. The coding region runs from base 203 to 1798 and encodes 531 amino acids. Gene Ontology annotation, cellular component: membrane. Gene Ontology annotation, molecular function: transmembrane transporter activity. Lineage: Eukaryota; Fungi; Basidiomycota; Agaricomycetes; Cantharellales; Hydnaceae. The record is from RefSeq and is a predicted model, not a curated record. The transcript has 11 exons. Gene Ontology annotation, biological process: transmembrane transport.